Messenger RNA from Felis catus (domestic cat), 2737 nucleotides. RefSeq names its product mutY DNA glycosylase (gene MUTYH). Gene Ontology annotation, cellular component: nucleus. The record is from RefSeq and is a predicted model, not a curated record. The coding region runs from base 1072 to 2673 and encodes 533 amino acids. NCBI's taxonomy places the organism in Eukaryota, Metazoa, Chordata, Mammalia, Carnivora, Felidae. Gene Ontology annotation, biological process: mismatch repair; base-excision repair. The transcript has 16 exons. Gene Ontology annotation, molecular function: 4 iron, 4 sulfur cluster binding; oxidized purine DNA binding; 8-oxo-7,8-dihydroguanine DNA N-glycosylase activity.
CCCGCAUGCACCUUGUGGGAACGUGGGCGGUGGCUUUACGCUGUCUUCGUCUGCUCGGCCCAGGGUUGGGGAUGGGGUCCGGGCUUCCCAGAGGAGGUGGUGCUACCCCGGUGCAGCCUAAAGCACGCAUAGGAGUUAUGCAGAGACGGGAGUGUGGGGGAAAGGAUAUUUUGGGAAUAGGCAAGUUCCCAGGGAGGAAUGGGAGCUUCGUGUCCAGGAAGUGAAAAGACGGAGAGGGGGACGCGAGACGAGGCUGCCAGAGGAAUUAGAGCCACCGACUGGCUAGGAAGCUUUUGAAAUAAUAUAGGGAAGUGAUAAUAAGGACUUGAGUUAAGGCUCCGGCAGUAGGGACGGCAAGGAAGGGACAACUUGUAAGCACUUAGGAGGUAUAUUUGACCUAGAGGGUGAUUGGACUUGACUCCUGAUACCGCGAGAGACCUGUUCUUUCUCAAAGGCUCCCGUUCUCAUCUCUGGACCCACAAGGAGUCAACCCUUUCGUUAGUUAGUCACUAUUUCUAGCUCAUCUUCAACUUUUCUCUCUCUACUGAGUCUUUUUCAUCAUUAUUCAGAAUUGUUUGGGUUUCUCCCAUCCUGUUGUUUAUCGUAUACAGCUUACUUAGCACUGUGCUAAGCUCUGGGGACUCAAUAGUCAACAAGAGACUCAGUACUUGCUCAUGGAGUUUUAUAGUCAAGUGGGGGAAGCAGACAGUCAUCAAACAAACACAGAUGUAAAAUUGCAAUUAGUGUAAGAGGAAAAAUGGAGAAUUACACAAGAGGAUAAUACUGGGGGCUGAUUUGGACAUUUAAGUCAAGACCUGAAAGAAUGAAUAACUGUUGGAUGAAGCACAGGAUAAGAGCUGUCCAAGCAGAGGGGAAGGAUUGGGUGAGGUGUCAAGGUGGACAGACACCUGGAUGAUUGAAGCAACUAUUUAGGCAAACAAAUGGCUGGAGCAAAGUGAGUGAGGGGAUGAGGAAGGUGGGGAUCUUUGGAGCUUACAGAACUAUUUUAAGAGGAUUGGCUUUUCAGAGCAAUGAGUGUGACAAAGUGCUCCAGUGGCUUACAAGGCCAUCAUGAAGAAGCCACGAACCGCUGUGAGGAGUUGUCGCCAGAAGCAGGCGUCUGGCCAUGAGGGAAGGGAGAAGCAGGUCCUUAGCAGCAGCCAGGUCAAGCCUUCUACCCCUGAUGGAACUAUGCCUAAGUUUCCUGAGGCCCCAGCAGGCUUGGCCAGGCGGCAGAAGGAGGUGGUAUUACGGGCCUCUGUCUCCCCAUACCAUCUAUUCAGAGACACAGCCGAAGUCACAGUCUUUCGGGAGAACCUUCUGAGCUGGUACGACCGAGAGAAACGGGACCUGCCCUGGAGAAGGCGGGCAGAGGGUGAGGUGGACCCUGACAGGCGGGCGUAUGCUGUGUGGGUCUCAGAGGUCAUGCUGCAGCAGACCCAGGUUGCCACGGUGAUCGACUAUUAUACCCGAUGGAUGCAGAAGUGGCCAACGCUGCAGGACCUGGCCAGUGCAUCCCUGGAGGAGGUGAACCAGCUCUGGGCUGGCCUGGGCUACUACUCUCGAGGCCGGCGGCUGCAGGAGGGAGCCCAGAAGGUGGUAGAAGAGCUAGGAGGCCAUGUGCCACAUACAGCAGAGACUCUGCAGAAGCUUCUGCCUGGCGUGGGGCGGUACACAGCUGGAGCUAUUGCUUCCAUUGCCUUUGGUCAGGCAACUGGUGUGGUAGAUGGGAAUGUAGUACGGGUGCUGUGCCGUGUCCGAGCCAUUGGUGCUGAUUCCGGAAGCACCUUUGUCUCCCAGCAGCUCUGGAGCUUAGCCCAGCAGCUGGUAGACCCAGCCCGGCCAGGGGACUUUAACCAAGCAGCCAUGGAGCUGGGGGCCACAGUAUGCACCCCACAGCACCCACGCUGCAGCCAGUGCCCUGUGCAGAGCGUGUGCCGGGCACACCAGAGGGUGGAGCGGGAACAGCUCGUAGCCUCACAGAGCCUGCCAGGCAGUCCUGAUGUGGAGGAGUGUGCUCCCAGCGCUGGACAGUGCCAGCUGUGUGCGCCUCCCACAGAGCCCUGGGACCAGACCCUGGGAGUGGCCAACUUUCCCAGAAAGGCCAGCCGGAGGCCCCCCAGGGAGGAGUGCUCUGCCACCUGUGUUCUGGAGCAGCCCAGGGCCCUUGGGGGUGCUCGAAUUUUGCUGGUGCAGAGGCCUAAGUCAGGUCUGCUGGCAGGACUGUGGGAGUUCCCAUCUGUGACUGCAGAGCCCUCAGGGCAAUGUCAGCGUGAGGCCCUGCUGCGGGAACUACAGAGUUGGGUUGGGCCCCUCCCAGCCACCCACCUCCAGCACCUUGGGCAGGUGGUCCACACCUUCUCUCACAUCAAGCUGACAUAUCAAGUAUAUGGUUUGGCCCUGGAAGGGCAGAUCCCAGUGACCAUCACACCACCUGGAGCUCGCUGGCUGACCCGGGAGGAGUUUCACACCGCAGCUGUCUCCACCGCCAUGAAAAAGGUGUUCCGUGUGUACGAGGGCCAACGGCCGGGGACCUGCAAGGGUUCCAAAAGAUCCCAGGUGUCUGCUCCAUCCACGCAGAGAAAGCCCAGCCCAGGCCAGCAAGUCCUGGAUAGUUUCUUUCGGCCCCACCACCCCACUGGUGUAUCCAGCCUCAACAGUAUGGCGCAGUGACACCGCUGGAGCCCCUACUUCUUGAGAAUCCUGUUGUUUAAUAAAGUGCUUAUUUUUGUAGUCA